AGCGCCGCCUCGGCGGGGCGGCCGCGCUCCUGCUGACGGAAAGGAAGAUGGCGGCGGCAGCGUCUGACCUGCUGACGGGAUGGUGCCUCUUCGGCCUGGCGCUGCUGGCCAUUCUAAUUUUCUGCUGGGUUUAUGUUCGCAAGUAUCAGAGUCGGCGGGAAAGUGAAGUGAUUUCUACCAUAACAGCAAUUUUUGCCUUGGCUGUUGCUCUUAUCACAUCAGCGCUCCUGCCAGUGGACAUAUUUUUGGUCUCAUACAUGAAAAACCAAAAUGGUACAUUUAAGGUCUGGGCUGAUGCUAAUGUUUCAAGGCAAAUUGAAGACACUGUACUUUAUGGAUAUUACACUCUGUACUCGAUUAUUCUGUUCUGUGUCUUUCUGUGGAUUCCCUUUGUCUAUUUCUAUUAUGAGGAGAAGGAAGAAGAUGAUGGCAACACAUGCUCACAGGUCAAAACUGCACUCAAAUACACUCUGGGAUUCAUCACGAUUUGUGCAGUUCUUCUGUUAAUUGGUGCUUUUGUUCCUUUGGAUAUUCCCAACAAGAAGAAUUCCACAGAGUGGGAGAAAGUGAAGCUCCUGUUUGAAGAAUUUGGAAGUAGUCAUGGCUUGACUGCACUUUCAUUUUCCAUUAGUUCCUUAACUGUGAUUGGAAUGUUGGCAGCUAUCACUUACACAGCUUAUGGUAUGUCAGCUUUGCCUCUGAACUUGAUAAAGGGAACUACCAGUGCAUCUUAUGAACGUUUAGAGAACACUGAAGAUAUUGAAGAAGUGGAACAACAUUUACUGAGGAUUAAAUCAAAGUGCAGAGAUGGUCGUCCUCUGUCAUCGAGGGAUAGACGGACUUUACAACAGCUAGAAGAGAGAUUAAGGACACUUCGAAGGAGAGAGAGGCAUCUGGAGUCUAUUGAGAAAAGCUGGUGGACAAAGUUCUGUGAAGCUAUUCGACCUCUGAAGAUUGUGUGGGGAGUAUUCUUCAUCAUCGUGGCAUUGCUCUUCACUGUCUCUCUGUUCUUGUCAAAUUUGGACAAAGCUCUGCAUUCGGCUGGCUUCGACUCAGGAUUUAUAAUUCUAGGAACUAAUCUAACCAAUCCAUUGAAUAUGCUGUUACCAGUUCUUCAAAGAGUUUUUCCACUUGAUUAUAUUCUUAUCACAACCAUUGUCAUGUACUUUAUCUUCACUUCAAUGGCAGGGAUUCGAAACAUGGGAAUAUGGUUCUUCUGGACAAGGCUUUAUAAAAUCAGACGAGGAAAAACUCGACCUCAAGCACUCUUAUUUCUCUGUAUGAUACUUCUGUUGAUAGUUCUUCAUACAAGCUACAUGAUUUACAGUCUUGCCCCACAGUAUGUAAUGUAUGGAAGUCAGAAAUACCUGGUACAGAGUAAUAAGACAAUUGAUGGUCAGCGAAGGAAUGUGACACUUGUUUCUAAAGACUGUGAUGCAGAUGCACCUGAAGAUCAGUGUAUUGUCACUCGGACGUACCUCUUUCUUCAUAAAUUUUGGUUCUUCAGUGCAGCCUAUUACUUUGGGAACUGGGCAUUCAUUGCAGUCUUUUUAAUUGGAUUAAUUGUUUCAUGCUGCAAAGGCAAGAAAUCAGUCAUUGAAGGUGAAGUAGAUGAUGACGAUUCAGAUAUGAGUGAUGAUGAAGUGUCUGUUUAUUAUCAUUGACAGCCUUUUGCCUUCAGGAUGAAAAAAUGCAGAACUAUAUUGCGAGUCAUGCCCACAUGGAACUCUUAUCCAGAUAAGCAUCUUUGCACCUGUAAAAAUAAAAGAAAUUAGUGUACUCACUUAAAGGGAUAAAAAACCUGAAUAUCACUUUGAGUAUCACUGUUAAAUGAGGACAAAUGUUGAAGCUGACGUUGACUGAUAUAUAGAACAUAUUUUAUGAUUAAACAUAUAUGUAACCUUCUGAUAUAUAAUUUGAUGAACUGGUGUAACUAUUUCGUAACUCACAGUGCUAUUCUGUUAACUUAGGUUUUUUAAAAUAUGUCCAUGCUUGACUUGUAGGACUUUUUUAUUCAUAAAUACAGCUAACUAAAAUCCUGCAAAGCAGUGCAAAUAUUGCAAGAAAGAUUUAGAUGAAGUUUACAGUCGAAGAAGAGCUUGAUUUAACUUCUGCAUUAUUUUUCCUGGUAUUUCUAUGUAAAACUAUAGUUAACAAGAGGCUGUCAAAGUAUGCCAAAAAUCUUAUUAAAAUGGUGAAUCUCCAGUCUGUGAAAAAUAAGUCAUUUUCAUGCUGUGAUCUCCACUGAGUUACCAUGCAAAUCCUCAGAUAACUGUGAGGUGACUUUUGCUCUCUCAAAGGAAAUCAUAGUGUAUCUUGCAAUAUUCAGCACUGUUGCAGUGUUUUGGUAUGGUUCAGUUCUGAAACUUCCAGGUGCCUGUUCUGGUCGUAACCAAUGGAAUAAUUAAGAUGUGAUUAAUUUUUAACUUAUUUUUGUCUUUAAUGCAAAUUGUCUAGCUUGAAGUUCUUUCAAUAUUUAAUGUAAAUGUUAAUUUGUUUACAAACAAUAUGUUUAUAUAAACACAGUUCAGAAAUA
Messenger RNA from Poecile atricapillus (Black-capped chickadee), 2536 nucleotides. RefSeq names its product LMBR1 domain containing 1 (gene LMBRD1). The coding region runs from base 48 to 1664 and encodes 538 amino acids. Lineage: Eukaryota; Metazoa; Chordata; Aves; Passeriformes; Paridae. Gene Ontology annotation, cellular component: vacuolar membrane. The transcript has 16 exons. Gene Ontology annotation, biological process: protein localization to vacuole. The record is from RefSeq and is a predicted model, not a curated record.